CACAACAGAGCGGACCCGUGUUCACUUCCAGACCCACCGAGGGGGGGGAGAAAAAUGCUUGGAUCAUGACCGCGUCUCAGUGACUGUUUCCCCGGGCUCUGCCUCUCGACAGGGACCGCCAGCUCGUCGGUUGUAGCCUUUAGCCGCUAGGCGCUACCUGUGUUUUGUUUUUAUAAUGUUUCGUUCCGACCCGUUGUCUUUCUCUCUUUCCGUCGCCCCGCAGGAAAGCUGAAGACACAGGGACAAGCUUCGGAGACCGUCCGCGGCACAUGAAGGGGACAUUUUCCGCGUUGAGAGAUUAGUUGGAAGAGGCUGUUUUUUGUAUUUUAUAAGAAAGGGGGGGGGAAAGUAGUUUUCCAGCGUCGGAGGGGACUUGUCGCUGGCUGCCGGUUCCGGCUCGGGGCAGCGGAAAGAGCAGCAGACACCUCCCCCCCACCCCCUUCCCAGAGGAGACUGCUCGGCUCGGCUGUCUGGCUCCAGUCGUGGCCUGGCUCCGGGGGCACUCCCAGCUCAUCCGCUAGCUCAUCCGGAGAAUAGCGCGACACACGGCGCAGAGAGACAGAGAGAGAGGGGGCAGCUCCUCCAGGUUAUAUCCGCAUCCCUGGAUACCCAGCACCGCGCUCCCCUCUCCGGGAUAAAGACGUGUCCAGGAUCCUGCACACGACGUCUUUCCAAAACAAUGGCGUCUUAUGUGGAUAACAGCUUUCGCCAGGCUGUGAUGAUGAACCCGGCGGAGCGGACGCAACAGGACCUGGAGAUCGUCUACUCGUACCUCCACGGGAUGGAGGCCCUGUCCAACCUGCGAGAGCACCAGCUGAGGAUAAUGUGUGAGACGGUUCGUUAUGAGAGACACGAGGCCAACGAGGUGCUAUACUAUCCUGACGACAUUGGAAGCUGCUGGUACAUCCUGUUGUCUGGCUCCGUCUUCAUUAAGGAGUCCAUGUUCCUGCCCAGAAGCAGUUUUGGGAAGAGAUCAGCGGGCAGCCUACGCCGCGGAUGUGAGUGCAUCGUCCUGGAACCCUCAGAGAUGAUUGUGGUGGACUAUAUGGAUGAAAAUGAGGAGUACUUCCAGCGGCAGGCAUCGCACAGACAAUCCCGUCGGCGCUUUCGAAAGAUCAACCAGAAGGGGGAGAGGCAGACAAUCAUUGACACAGUGGAUCCGUACCCCACCGGGAAACCGCCCAUAGCCCGGGGAUACCACACGGAAUGCAAUAAACCUCAGCUCCCCGCAGACUUCAGCCGACUUCACCUGGCCGACGGCUUGCACCCACAGGUGACCCACGUCUCCUCCAGCCACUCAGGAUGUAGUAUCACCAGCGACUCUGGAAGCAGCAGCCUGUCAGACAUUUACCAGGCCACAGAGAACGAACCCUGUGACAUGGACCUGAGUGGCCUGCCGGAGACCGCCGUGGACUCCGAGGAGGACGACGAUGAGGAGGACAUCGAGCGAGCGUCGGACCCCCUCAUGAGUCGGGACAUUGUGCGCGACUGUCUGGAGAAGGACCCGAUGGACAGAACCGAUGAUGACAUAGAGCAAUUACUGGAGUUCAUGCAUCAACUGCCAGCGUUUGCAAACAUGACCAUGUCAGUGAGGAGGGAACUGUGCGCUGUCAUGGUUUUUGCUGUAGUGGAACGCGCUGGAACCAUCGUUCUCAACGACGGAGAGGAGUUGGAUUCCUGGUCAGUGAUUCUCAACGGUUCGGUGGAAGUGACGUAUCCCGACAACCGAACGGAGAUCCUGUGUAUGGGAAACAGCUUUGGUGUGUCACCGACCAUGGAGAAGGAAUACAUGAAGGGUGUGAUGAAGACCAAGGUGGACGACUGCCAGUUUGUGUGCAUAGCCCAGCAAGACUACUGCUGCAUCCUCAACCAGGUGGAGAAGAACAUGCAGAAGGUCGAGGAGGAAGGUGAGAUCGUCAUGGUGAAGGAACACCGCGAGCUGGAUCGCACCGGCACCAGGAAAGGACACAUUGUGAUCAAGGGCACGCCGGAGCGUCUCACCAUGCACCUGGUGGAGGAGCACUCGGUGGUGGACCCCACAUACAUCGAGGACUUCCUGUUGACCUACAGGACCUUCCUCUCCAGCCCCAUGGUCGUGGGCAAGAAGCUCCUGGAGUGGUUCCAUGACCCCAGUCUCAGGGACAAGGUACAGCUAGAAGUUACACGGGUAGUCUUGCUAUGGGUAAACAAUCAUUUCAAUGACUUUGAGGGUGACGCUGCCAUGACUCAAUUUCUGGAGGAGUUUGAAAGCAAUCUGGAGAAAGAAAAAAUGUGUGGGCACCUCAGACUGUUAAAUAUAGCAUGUGCUGCUAAAGCCAAGCCGCGGCUAGUGACACUGACCAAGCCAUCCAGGGACUCUCCUCUGGCGUUCACCCUGCUCGGAGGUCAGGAGAAAGGUUUUCGCAUCUUUAUCGAUGCGGUGGAAUCCGGGAGCAAAGCAGCAGAAGUCGGCCUUAAGCGCGGAGAUCAGAUCUUAGAGGUCAAUGGGCAGAACUUUGAGAACGUCCAGCUCAACAAAGCCAACGAGAUCCUGAAGAACAACACGCACUUGUCCAUAACUGUGAAAACAAACCUUUUAGUGUUUAAAGAUCUUCUAACGAGGCCUGAACAGGACCACGACUUAGACGGCGAGGAGGAGCACGACAGGAAGAACGGGGCGCCACACCUCCCGAAGAUCGGAGACAUCAAGAAGGCCAGCCGCUACUCCAUCCCCGACCUGGCGGUGGACGUGGAGCAGGUGAUGGGCCUGGAGAAGGUCAGCAAGAAGGCGAAGAGCAACUCGGUGGGAGGACGCAACAAGCUGAAGAAGAUCUUUGACAAGACGCUCACCAGCAUCCUGCCUCCCAAACCAUACAAUGACGUUUGCGUGGGCCAAUCACAGGACGACAGCAUCGUGGGGAUGAAACAGUCCAAACAGAUCGCCCCGGCUCUGCCCGUCAGUGGGAACCUGUCGUCGUCAAACCCCGACCUGCUGCAGUCGCACCACCGCAUCCUCGACUUCAACAACCAGCCAGUUCCAGUCAUACUAAAUUUGUCAGACCAGGUAUUACGAGUCUUCAAGGCCGACCAGCAGUCUCGGUACAUCAUGAUCGGGAAGGACACAACGGCGAAGGAGGUGGUGGCCCAGGCUAUCAGGGAGUUCGCCCUGACGGCAGCACCGGAGGCUUAUUCGCUGUGCGAGGUGUCCGUCACGCCGGAGGGCGUCAUCAAGCAGAGGCGAUUACCAGACCAGCUUUCUAAACUGGCCGACAGGAUUCAGCUCAGCGGCAGAUACUACCUGAAGAGCAACAUGGAGACAGAGACGUUAUGUUCAGACGACGAUGCCCAGGACCUCCUGAGGGAAGGCCAGAUCUCUCUUCUACAGCUCAGCACGGUGGAGGUGGCCACCCAGCUCUCGAUGAGGGCUUUUGAACUUUUCUGUGCCAUCGAGCCCACCGAGUACAUCGACGACCUUUACAAGCGGCGCUCGAAGACGGGCUCGUUCAGCCUGAAGCGCUUUGAGGAGAAUCUCAAUCACGAGACCUUCUGGGUGGCGACGGAGGUGACGCAGGAGCCCAACCAGCUGAAACGCAUGAAGAACGUCAAGCACUUCAUCAAGAUCGCCCUGCACUGCCGCGAGUGCAAGAACUUCAACUCCAUGUUUGCCAUCAUCAGUGGUCUGAACCUGGCUCCGGUCUCCCGACUGAGGGGGACGUGGGAAAAGCUACCGAGCAAGUAUGAGAAGCUGUUCGGGGACCUGCAGGACCUCUUUGAUCCUUCCAGAAACAUGGCCAAGUACAGGAAUCUGCUCAACAAUCAAAACCUCCAGCCACCAAUCAUCCCCUUGUUCCCCGUCAUCAAGAAGGACCUCACCUUCUUACAUGAAGGCAAUGACUCCAAAGUGGACGGGCUGGUGAACUUCGAGAAGCUGAGGAUGAUCGCCAAAGAAAUCCGCCAUGUUGGUCGCAUGGCGUCCGUCAACAUGGACCCGGCCCUCAUGUUCCGGACAAGGAAGAAGAAGUGGAGAAGUUUAGGCUCUCUUAGUCAGGGUAGUGCCAAUGCGGCGGUGCUGGACGUCACGCAGACGGGCGGGCACAAGAAGCGGGUGCGUCGCAGCUCCUUCCUGAACGCCAAAAAGCUUUACGAGGACGCCCAGAUGGCCAGGAAGGUCAAGCAGUACUUGUCCAACCUCAGCCUGGAGGUCAACGAGGAGAGUCUGCAGACGCUCUCGAUGCAGUGUGAACCCUCCAUCAGUACGCUGCCCAAGAACGCCGGUGGGAAGCGACCAGACACGUCCCCGGUCGUGUCUAGAGCUGCCAGUCAACAGAGGGGGCAGCUGACCAAAGGAAAUCAGGCUCUCCAGGUCCCUAACGUGGCACUUUACCCAUCCCGGAAGAAGGUCCCGGUCAAAGAUCUGCCGCCUUUCGGCACCAGUUCUCCGCAAUCUCUGAAGAAGAUCCUGUCGCUGUCGGAGGAGGCGAGCGACAGGCACCGGAGGCAGCCAGAGGACACAGUGUCCAACGCCUCCUCCCAGCUCUCCUCCCCUCCCACCUCCCCCCAGAGCUCGCCCAAGAAGGGUUACAACCGGAUGGGCGACGCCUACUCCGACUCUGGUCACAGUGAGAUCUCGUCUCGCUCCAGCCUCGUCAGUAACUCGUCUUUCGACAUGGCUCAGGAUGAGAGGCGGCUCCGUCACUCCGGAGGAGUCGGGGAGUCUCACAUCGUGGGAGCGCGGCUGGAACGAAGAGCCGCCACUGACCCGGACCAGUACAGCCUUGGGUCAUAUUCCUCGAUGCAGGACUGUCGGGGUAUUUACGUCGGCUGCCCGACGGUGCUCUCUUCGCCCAGCUCAGAGGAGCUGACUCAGGAUCAGGGCGACCGUGUUUCACUCGACGCUGCAGACAGCGGCCGAGGCUCCUGGACUUCGUGCUCCUCCGGCUCCCACGACAACAUCCAGACAAUGCAGCAGGGGCGCAGCUGGGAGACUCUGGCCUUCGGUGGGGGCGGAGGUGGAAUCGUUGGGCUCCCUCCCGGCGGACCAGAGGCCUUCUUGGGAGGACCUGCAGCCCUGUGGGCGGCACAGGCCAGGGGGAGCUGGGCGUCUGCCAGCUCCUCGUCAUCCUCCGCCGCGUACUGGGGAGAGGACUCCGAGGGGGACACCGGCACCAUCAAGAGAAGAGGAGGGAAGGACGUCAAUGCUGACCCAGAAACGAGUAGCAUCACAUCCACCGGGUCAGAGGAGGCCAAGCAUCUCGGCCGGCCGUCCCCAUCACCCAUCACUGCUGGGGGUAAAGGCCUCAUUUCACGAAAAGAGGGCCGAUACCGGGAGCCUCCCCCAACCCCCCCUGGCUACACGGCCCUGAACAUCAACGACCUCGCGGAGGGUCAGCAUCCGGCUCAGUCGGUCCCCACGACCACAGCGAUCCACUCAGGCCGCCGGCCACCGGACUACUCCACGGCUCUGCAGCGCUCGCGUAUGGUCACCCAGUCCCCCGACUCCCACCAGGCCCAACAGGGGGCAAAACAGCGGUUGGGCGGCCUCCACCGCACCUGCUCGCCAGCCGGGGACCAAGAGCGCAAUGAGGAAGAGGAGGGUGAGUCCUUGUCUCCCAAACUAGUCGCUCUGAGGAAGCCAAAGCGAGUGGCACAGCACACACCUGGGACUCCCAGACCAUGAGUGUGUGUACGGGGGUUAACAGGCAGGGCCCCUCCCCCCGAGGCAGAGGACGAACAGGUGUCAGCGGUGUGAGGGACCACGUGGACGUCCUUCUUGCAGUAACUUGAAGUCCCCCCCCCCCCCCCUACCGGUUCGGGGUGGGCAGGAUUACAGAGACAGACCAAUAGACUUCAUCAUCAGUUACAUACGUGCCUGCCUCCUCCACUCGGCUCCCCCCCAGCCCCUCCCGAUCGUUGGACUCCUCUGCUGGGCUCCCUCCCCUGCCUUAAAGCAUCAUGGGGGGUUGAAUGACCCUGCAUGCAACAAAAAAUACUGUGAAGAGGAAGAGGAGGAGGAGGAGAUGGAGAGAGAGAGAAGGUCAAAGACGAUGACUUAAUGCCUGGCACUUUGAGAAAAAGACUAACUGGCGUCGGGGGAGGUCGUCCUGGACGCACAAAACACACACGGAACCACAAACACGUCGCUGUCAGAAACCCUGUUCACACAACAGCACCAUGACGUGUUGAGCUUCAUCUGCACUUUCUCAUUUUCUAGAACAAAACAGACUGAAGACGGAGAGAGACAGAGGUUGACUUGACUCUUCAUUCAGAUUUCAUUUCUCUUUUUUCUUUUCGUUUGACUGAUUGCACUCUGGGGGCCGAAAACGGGGAAAAGAGAGAGAGGGAGAGAGAGAGGGAGAGAGAGAGAGAGAGAGAGAGAGAACCCAAGUCAGCCCAUCGUUUCUCUGCCUGGACUGAAAACAACCCAUCUGUCGUUGAGUGUUUCGGACUCGGACAAAUCCAGUAUUAACUCGUGUUUCACAUGUGAACGUUUAUCAAGUGUUGGUUCAAGUGGAAGCUCAACAUGCACAGUGUACGGACACAGACACACACACACACACACACACACACACACAGAGUACAUGUUGUUGUACGGACACAUAGACAAAAAAGACGGUUUAUUACAGAUUUAGCACUUUCAGCACAAUCCCAGAUGUUACCAGACGUUUGGCCUGGACACCAGGGUUUGAUCCGACCCCGGAGCUGGUCCUGGUCACAUGGGUCUCUCCUCAUCAUCCUGUGGCUUGCUGUUACAUCGAGAGCGUGCGCCUCUGUCACUCGCCUGUUUGUGAUGUUUUAAGCAAAAAAAAAGCACAUAGGCGAUCAAGCGCCGGCUGAAACCUGGGGGAACAAGUUGGUUUCUGCAAAAUCACAAAGGAGCAGAGGGUUAGGGUUAGAUUGGUCCUGAGUUCUCGUGUGAGGUUCAGACGCUCACAGGAUCGUACAAUUCAAGGCUUGAGAGCGGUGGCCUCUUUGUAUUUGGUCGGAAGGGGAUCAAGCAGGGUAGUGAACAUCAGCAGCUGCCAACAUGUAAAUUGUGAGUGUAGCUCAACUUUUACAAACCAAUCUUGUACAGAGUCUUACGAUACACACACACACAUUUCCAUUUUUCAAAAUAUAAAUACCCAUGAAUUGAGAUUAGGCUUUUUAUUUUUUAUUUUUUCUCCCCCUCAACUUUUUUUGUGAAUGUCCAAAGCGCCUUACGAUGCCAUGAUUGCGUACAUUUCUUUACGUGCUCGUUCCUCGUCGUGAAUCCCCUUGUUUCAGGAGCAACUCUUGAAUCAAGCAAUAGUGGAGAGAAAAUGCCUUAUUCAAGAAACUUCCCUGGACGUUUAAGACUCGGUACAAGAUGAAGUCAAGACAUUUCUCUUUGUGUUACGUGGCUUCGGACAGCGCCCUGUUACGGUGUGGUACACACAAGUGACCCUGCGCCUCGUCCGCUGCUGUCGAUUCAUCUCAAGAAAAACAAAAAUAAAACCCUCUCACCUGUUACAGACAUCAGCUCCAUGGACGUUGGGUUCCUCCUCCGGCCUCCCGUCGAAUCGCGCCACCAGGGGGAGUGGCUGAAUUGUGUUUUUUUUUUUGGGGGGGACUCCGGUGCGGAAGCUGACAAAUGAAGAAUUUCCUUUUUUAUUUUUUAUUUCCCAAGGCUGCCAAUCAGAACGAUCAGAUUUCUUUUUUUCUUCUUCUAUCACUGAUUCGCACUGAUCACAUUGAUCAGUCUUGGAAACGACAGACUGAGAAAAAAUAAGACGUAUGAGUGCAGUGUGUUUUUUUUCCCCCGGGGGGGAGGGGGAUGUUCCUUUUUGUUUAUUGUAAUAUUAUAAUUUUAUUUUUUUUGUAAUGGCUGCAGAUAGAUUGUUAAUAAUUUGUUUGUAUUACAGUGGUGACAUGCAUCAUUCACUUUCAUUCAACUCUGAAGAUAAUGUGCAUAUUAGCGGGCCGAGUCCUAUUUCGAAAAACAAAAAGUUGCACAAAAAUGUACAAGCGUAAAGAUAAAAGUGUAGUGGGUAGAACUGCUACUCCGUUUGAUGUGUGAUGUCAGUGAGAAAUGUACAUUUAGCUGGUGAUGACCUUCUGUUCUUCAUUCUUUCUCGUACUACUUUGACCUGUGUAUGUCUUUUAAAAAGACAAUCGGUGGAGUACGUAUCGGUUGUUUUUGUAUUUUUAAUACAAUAAUUGUAAAUAUUGGUUAUAUUUUUGUUCAAAUGUACUAUGUUUAUGCCUCAACAUCCAGUUUAUAUGAAGCUGGGAAUCAAUAAAUACUGCAUAAAGAAUCAACACCUAGGUUUAAAUGCACUUAUUCAUUUAUUUCUGCAUUUUGAUGUCUUUCUUUUCUAAAUUGUUUUUCCUUGAGAGUUUUUUUUUUUUUUCUUUCUUCUUUUUCUCCCAGAUACCGUCUAGUGUUUGCACAAGUCAUGGAAGCAACUUGAAAAGUGUAACCCUCAUACUUUUCUAUCUGACCCCGCAGUGUGUCAGAAUUAAUAAAAAAGAGAUAUUGAA
Messenger RNA from Platichthys flesus (European flounder), 8478 nucleotides. It is a transcript of the gene rapgef2b, whose product is annotated as Rap guanine nucleotide exchange factor 2b. NCBI's taxonomy places the organism in Eukaryota, Metazoa, Chordata, Actinopteri, Pleuronectiformes, Pleuronectidae. Gene Ontology annotation, biological process: positive regulation of ERK1 and ERK2 cascade; small GTPase-mediated signal transduction. The coding region runs from base 680 to 5656 and encodes 1658 amino acids. The transcript has 31 exons. The record is from RefSeq and is a predicted model, not a curated record. Gene Ontology annotation, molecular function: guanyl-nucleotide exchange factor activity; protein binding.